AUGGCCACGAAGAGAACAUGCGGCGAUCCAGGCAUGCCCGUCAACGGGUCCCGGAUCGGCGACGAGUUCGUGAUCGGGAGCCAGGUCGAGUACAACUGUUCGUCUGGUCUGGUGGCCGACGGCCCCACCGUUUCACAAUGCUGGUGGGUUGAUAACAUCACGCUGAACAUCGCUUGGACUGUGCCGCCGCCAGCGUGUGUGGACCCAUCUCUGCUGGCGACAACCGACCCAAUGAGAACCGACAUAACAACGGAGCCAGAUACCGCAACUACACAUCGUAUGACUACCCCGCCCUUUCAGCCACCAUCCAGUAUCAUGGGAGUCAUCAUAGGGAGCUUGGCAGGUGUGAUCAUCCUCAUCAUCGUCGUCGUUAUCGUAAUAGUGUUCAUGUGCAAGAAACGACAGAGACGCAAAGCCGACUUUACACGCGGAUCGGGUCAGUCGAAUUUCCCGCUCAGCAACUCGAAAGCCCAACUUACACAAACGACACCAAAGAAGAAAGAAGGAGAGAAAUUACAUGAAAACGACGUCGAUGAGGAGGAGGAGGAGGAUUACCUCGUCCCAGAUGCAAAGGUCAUGUCUUCGGCGAACAAGGGCCAAACGCUCCAGUUUGUUGAACAGCGACCCCGACUGCCUGCACCACCAUCGGUAAAAGCGUCUCUUACACCAGAAGAAUCGCUUUAUCAGAAUUCAAUCAGCAUCGCUUUGAGCCGAUCGAAAGAAAACUUAAGAAAGGACGCCAGCAUGGCCAAAGAAAAAAAAGUGACUAACGAGCCCGCCUAUCAGAAUAGGACAGUCGUUACCCGGCACGACAGGCCUCGAGCAACAGAGGGCGCUGUCGUGAAACCACCUGCAACGAAGGCGUCAUCAUUGCCUCUUGACACGGACGAUAUUUACCAGAAUGCCCAGGUGGGUACCAGGCUAAGCAGUGCGAGGAUGCCUCUGGCGGCAAGAUUUAGUGAUGACCGACGAGCUAGCCGCGAUUCAAGCGGAACAGCCUCCCAGAGAAGUUCCGCCAACUACAGAGACUCUGUGGACUAUGUCACACCCAAUGAAGCCAAAGAGCAAGAGGUAUACGAAAAUGCAGGGGUGGUAGUGCAACGCCUGGGGCCUCGACGUCCCCCGGGUAAACCUGACGACACCAACGUUACCGUCGUCACUAGCGAUAGCGAUGGGGUUUACCUUGAUUUGAUUUAGCCACAGACGUUUUUUCUAGAAUAAUGUCGGCGUGCCACGUGCGUUUACGCAAUUAUGUCAAUAGAUCAGUAUCUUUAAUUCUGUUCUUUUUGUUAAAUUCAAUCCUGUGUACAAAAAGUGGCCUGUGUAGUUUCUUCAUAACAUGUUUUCUUCUAUCGGGAGACGAUACGGGUGACUCGUUUACACAAUUUGCCGUUAUUUAGAGGUUGCCGCUAAGUAAGAGUGGUUAGAAAUAUCCCAACAAAUGUGGCACUUUAUUCCUUUCUCGACAAUUAUUCCACAUUUAUUUUUUGCGAGGCUUACGGUUACACCACGUACUCUUCCGAAGGACCCGCUUUUGCUCUAUCUCGACGUCUUAGGAUGAAGACGAUAGAUACGACCUAUCAAAAAGUCGAGAUAGUGAAUGAGUGUGCCCUUUUCAGGGCCAACUAAACUUGUUCGAUGGCGCAGCCGCCAAUACCCCCUUCACAUACACGGGUUUUUCUUACUAGUCUUACGGAUUGCACAAAAUCAGGGAUCUUUCAAGGAUUCUUACGUUUUGGCCAUUUUUACGACCGAUUUAAGAGUGGUCACGGAUUACUACGAGCAACAUUCGUGCUAGUAACGACCUGUUUACGUGUUGUUACGAAUAGUUACGAGUUAGUUACGAGUCCUUACGAUUUUGUACCCUAAAAUAACAACUGAAAAAGAAGCGUUCAAAUUUGCAGCUCUUAUGUCUUAUACGUAAGAAUACGUAAAGUAUACGUACAUUCGUAAAGUACUCGUAACUACACGUAAAUUGUUCGCAAUAAAUCGUAACAAUCCGUAAAACCAUCGUAAUAAGACCCGAAUGAAAUUGUUAACAACACGUAAGCACUCGUACUAAUCCACAAAUAAUAGUUAAAUUAUCCGUAAAUAAUACGAAAACAAAUCGUAAACUAACAUAAACAAAUCGUUAACAAAAAUGUUACGAGUCAUUUACGGAUUCUUGCAAGCAUUUUACGGAUGGUUACGUAUUAUUACGAGUUAUUUACGAAAAAAUCAAUCCAUGGACAAUCGUAAGGAAGAUUUUUGACAUAUCAAAAAAUGUGCCUCUCCUUCCCGGAUCCUUAAGAAUGUCUGCGAGUUGUUGCGAGUUGUGACGAGUGGAUGCCUGCGAUUGACUACGAGUUUGCGAUCCGUAAGGACUCGUAAGAAAAACCGUAUAUGUGAAGGGUUUAUUAACCGAAUGGCGAAUGAGCUCAUGCGCAGCAAAUAUUAAACACAGACAUGUGACGCGGAUUUGGCACUUUACGUCAUCAUUAAAACAUAAAAUGCCACUUUCUUGCCGCGCCAUAUCUGAACUAGGUAAUGCAAAGUUUUGGGAAAUUUCGAAAAUUGGAUUGAUAGUAUGUCUUUACAACUUGAUAUAUUUGGAUGCCCCUGUGGAUGACCCAUUACGUGUUAGAAAAUGUAGCCCCUAAAACACUUCUGCUU
Molecule: messenger RNA, 2652 nt
Organism: Strongylocentrotus purpuratus (purple sea urchin)
Lineage: Eukaryota; Metazoa; Echinodermata; Echinoidea; Camarodonta; Strongylocentrotidae
Exons: 5
Coding region: 1-1197 (398 amino acids)
Source: RefSeq, a predicted model, not a curated record